Alternaria rosae is the source of this 1727-nucleotide messenger RNA. Its product is annotated as methionine aminopeptidase 2-like protein. Gene Ontology annotation, molecular function: metalloaminopeptidase activity. The record is from RefSeq and is a predicted model, not a curated record. The transcript has 4 exons. The coding region runs from base 89 to 1471 and encodes 460 amino acids. Gene Ontology annotation, biological process: proteolysis. NCBI's taxonomy places the organism in Eukaryota, Fungi, Ascomycota, Dothideomycetes, Pleosporales, Pleosporaceae.
GCUCCGCGCGCCGCUUCAUUGACCACCAACUCCAACACCAACACCAACAGCAUCUCGGAAGCUUGAUGACAAUCGUUCCGAAGCAAUCAUGGGAUCAAAGUCUCCGGAAGAUCAUCGUCAAGGCCCAGAUGGGUCCUCAGCAGACGGUGCGAUUGCCGUCAUCAACCCUCCCAAGCCAGCCGCCGCUAGUGGACUACUUCCAGGCGUUCUCGAAGGGCAGGAUGAAGAUGGGGACGACGACGAUGAUAUCGCGAAGCAUGGAGCUGACGUGAAGAACAACGAUGGCGCAAAGAAGAAAAGAAAGCGCAACAAGAAGAAGACCAAGAAAGUGUCACCAACACAGCAGACAGCGCCUCCAAGGGUGCCACUAGCUGAUCUAUACUUCCGCCAGAAAUACCCGCAAGGUCAGACUGUCGAGUAUGCCGUCAAGGAUGAAAACCUGCAGCGUACCACGGCUGGAGAGCUUCGCCAUCUGGCCGCUUUAGAUAACAUGAAUGACGGCUUCCUGGAGGACUAUCGUAAGGCUGCUGAGGUCCACCGCCAGGUGCGCCAGUACAUACAGACCAUCGCAAAGCCCGGCGUGUCUCUCACCCGCAUUGCCGAAGAGAUUGACGACAGUGUUCGUGCACUUGUCGGCCACCAGGGUCUCGAGAAUGGAGAUGGUCUCAAAGCUGGUCUCGCCUUCCCAACGGGGUUGUGUCUAAACAACAUCGGCGCACACUGGACUCCGAAUGCUGGAGCGAAGGAAGUCUUUCUUCAACACGACGACGUCCUCAAAGUCGAUUUCGGUGUACAUGUCAACGGCAGGAUCGUGGAUAGCGCUUUUACUGUGGCUGCCAAUCCGAUUUAUGACAACUUGCUGGCAUCUGUGAAGGCAGCUACCAACACGGGCUUGAAGGAAGCGGGAAUCGAUGCGAGGAUUGAUCAUAUCAGUGAGAUGAUCCAAGAGGUUAUGGAAAGUUACGAAGUGGAGCUCAAAGGGAAGACCAUUCCCGUGAAGGCGGUGCGCAACAUCACCGGCCAUAACAUCCUACGUUACCGCAUUCACGGCGACAAGCAAGUUCCGUUCGUCAAAACGAAGACCUCCCAACGUAUGGAAGAAGGCGACAUCUUCGCGAUCGAAACCUUCGGUAGCACCGGCAAAGCAUAUCUCCAUGACGACGUUGGUGUGUACGGUUAUGGACGCAAUGAGGGUGUCAGCGCUGCUGGCCUCCAUCAUUCAUCUGCGAGAUCCCUCUUGAAGACCAUAGAUGAGAACUUUGGCACUCUGGUCUUCGCCCGUCGUCAGCUUGAACGUUUGCCGGGUGUGGAGAAAUACCACCUCGGUAUGCGAACGCUAGUAAACAGUGGCAUCGUCCAGGCAUAUGCGCCGUUGGUGGACGUUCCCGGUUCGUUCAUCGCGCAGUUUGAGCAUACAGUAUUGCUGAGGCCUAGCUGCAAAGAGGUCGUCUCUCGGGGUGACGACUACUGAAGGAUGAUGCGUCUGAGGUAUACAUGACUUCAACAGUCGGUAUAAGAAUGCUCAGCGAAGGUGAUUCAACACACCUUAGCUCUGACUUUCCCUCUCUACUAGCUUAAUGCACCACGUUCGUUAAAAUCACUCGUCUGUUGACACUGUACUCCCGCGUACGAUAUUUACUCCAGUCCCAUAUGCAUAACGCAAUUACGUCACUGCAGCUCAUUCACACUGAGUUAUAAUGUCAAUACACUUAUGAAUUGGCCCCUAC